CUCUAUCCAUUCUUGAUCUCCCUUCUUCAGAAUUAACUCAUUUGAGGCAUCAGAUCGAUCGAUGCCCUUCAAAUCGGAAACGUUUUCACCAUAUACACAGUAAAAGGCAAGAUGAAUUACACGUUCUUCUUCUCUCGGCUUCUUGUUGGUUCUCUCUUGCUAUCUUUCUCUGCGAGCUUUGCUUUCGGAGCUAAUCGAUUAUCUGCAGAUGAAAUACAAGCUUUGAGGGACAUUGGGGAGACACUGGGCAAGAGCUGGAACUUCAGCGUAGAUCCAUGCAGCGGAGAACAGGGAUGGAUUUCUGCUCCGGUAGGCCAAUAUAUGAACAACGUCACCUGCGGCAACUGUAGUACUACCUCCAAUUCUACGACCGAUCAGAUCUGCCAUGUCACACACAUACUUUUGAAAGCGCAGAAUCUGACAGGACAACUGCCGCCGGAGUUGAUCAACCUCCCUUAUCUCCAAGAAAUUGACCUCACCCGCAACUACCUAAAUGGCACCAUCCCUCCAAAAUGGGGAUCCCUGCCACUAGUUACGAUUUCUCUUGUUGGAAACCGUUUGACAGGAUCUAUCCCUGCUGAACUAGGAAACAUCACCACCCUUGAAAGUUUGGCCAUCGAUUUCAAUAGUUUCUCUGGAGUUCUUCCUGAGGAGCUUGGAAACUUGACUCGCAUACAAAGAAUGCUUCUUACCUCCAACAAUUUUACUGGGGAGUUGCCAGAAACAUUUGCAAAGCUUACCGACUUGACUGACUUUCGGAUUAGUGACAGUUCCUUUUCGGGGAAGAUACCUGAUUUUAUUCAGGGCUGGACAAAUCUUGAGGGACUAGUGAUUCAGGCUAGUGGUUUUACAGGCCCAAUUCCUUCCGGCAUUUCUCUCUUGACAAGUAUAAUUGACCUGAGAAUUACCGACUUGAAUGGAUCUGAAUCAUCCUUUCCUGUACUUAAUAAUAUGACAAGCCUGGAGACAUUGGUGUUGCGGAACUGCAAUAUUAGUGGACACCUACCCGAAUUUCUUGGGAACAUGUCAACUUUGAAAAAAUUAGACCUUAGUUUUAACGAGCUAAGUGGAGAUAUCCCAAACAACUUUGCUGGUCUAGGAAAUCUGGAUAAUUUGUUCUUAACGGGAAACAUGCUGACCGGAACUGUGCCAGCUGAUUGGAUGAAAGCCAAGAGCAUUGAUCUUUCAUAUAACAACUUCACCAUGAACUCGAAUGAUGAGAAUUGUGAACCACAAGAUGGCUUGAACUUGUUUGCAAGCUCUUUUGCUGGCAAUACUUCAUCUGUUUCAUGUUUACCGCUUGCAAAGUGUGUAAAAACUUGGUACACUCUUCAUAUAAAUUGUGGCGGAAAAGAAGUUCCCCUCUAUGAAAAUUUCACAAGACCCACUAACGCAACAUAUGAGGAAGAUACUGAUGUAGCCGGGCCUUCAUCAGUUUAUCUGAGCAGGACAAAUUGGGCAUCAAGCACCACUGGCUACUUCGCUAAUGAUGAUCGUCCUACAAAUACCUAUACCUGGACUAAUUCAUCUGAACUCACUAUGGCCAAUCCUGAGUUGUACAUGAAUGCACGCCUUUCUCCUAUUUCUCUAACUUACUAUGGGUUUUGCCUCGGAAACGGAAACUACACAGUAAACCUCCACUUUGCAGAGAUAAUAUUUGCAAAUGACACAACAUAUAGUGGCCUGGGAAGACGUGUAUUUGAUAUAUACAUUCAGGGGUCACUAGCCUUGAAGGAUUUCAAUAUUGCAGAUGCAGCUGGUGGCUUUGGUAAAGCAGUCACAAAAAAGUUCACUGCUAACGUAACUGAUAGUACUCUAGAGAUACGUUUAUUCUGGGCUGGGAAAGGGACAACAGGUGUCCCUUACAGAGGAGACUAUGGUCCUCUUAUAUCAGCUAUCUCUAUUGAUUCUGACUCUCCACCCCCAGAAACUUCAUCAGGAGGUGGAAGCAGUGGUAUAUCAGCAGGUGCAGUGGUUGGAAUUGUGGCCGGAGGAGUCUUCAUUAUAUUACUCGUUUUAGGUAUCCUCUGGUGGAAAGGCUUCAUAGGACCAGCAAAUACUUUGGAACAAGAUUUGAAGGGUGUGGACCUGCAAACCAGCAGAUUUUCCUUAAGGCAAAUCAAAACUGCAACAAACAACUUUGACAUAAUGAAUAAGAUUGGAGAAGGUGGUUUUGGUCCUGUUUACAAGGGCCUUCUAUCUGAUGACACCGCAAUUGCUGUGAAGAAGCUUUCUGCCAAAUCAAAGCAAGGGAAUCGUGAAUUUGUGAAUGAAAUUGGCAUGAUUUCAGCUCUGCAACACCCUCACCUUGUCAAGCUUUAUGGAUGUUGUAUUGAAGGAAAUGACUUGUUGCUUGUCUAUGAGUACUUGGAAAAUAAUAGUGUUGCUCGUGCUCUGUUCGGCCCCAAAGCAAGUCAGGUGAAGAUGGAUUGGCGAACAAGGCACAGAAUCUGUGUUGGUAUAGCAAAAGGUUUGGCUUACCUCCAUGAGGAAUCAAGGUUGAAGAUCGUUCAUAGAGACAUUAAAGCUACUAAUGUGCUACUCGAUAAAAAUCUUUGUCCAAAGAUAGCUGAUUUUGGAUUGGCCAAGCUUGAUGAAGAAGAUAAUACCCACAUAAGCACCCGGAUUGCUGGAACUUUUGGAUAUAUGGCACCCGAAUAUGCAAUGCGAGGUUAUCUGACUGAUAAAGCAGAUGUUUAUAGUUACGGAAUUGUUGUGUUGGAAAUAGUCAGUGGGAGGGGCAACACAACUUACCACUCAAAGGAAGAAUGUUUUUAUCUUCUUGAUUGGGCACUUCUUCUAAAGGAGAAAGGGAGUUUGUUGGACCUGGUGGAUCCAAGGCUAGGCUCAGAGUUCAACAAAGAGGAGAUGAUUACUACAAUCAAUGUGGCUCUCCUUUGCUCUCAUGUGUCUUCAGCAGUUAGGCCUUCCAUGUCUUCAGUGGUGAAAAUGCUUGAAGGCAGGGCUUCCGUUCAGGAGGUGAUCUCUGAUCCUAAUGCCUCAAAUAAUGAAAUGAUUGCAAUGAGGAAACAUUUUCAAUCCAGUUUGGAAGAACAGAAUGGUGACGUUGAGAGUCAGAGACAAACCAUGUCAAUUGAACCAUCGUGGACUUCUUCAUCUACAUCUGCUCAAGAUCUCUAUUCUGUCCAUCCUGAUUCCAAGCAGUGUACUUGUGAAAAGUGCACUCCACCUGUUUGUGAAUAUGCCUGUAAGAACCGGCCAUUGCCUUGUUCGAGUUGGGUUCUCUUGUUUAUUGGUCUUCCCUUAAAAGAGGAAAAACGCAGAUCACUGAAAUCUCAAAGUUUGGCAGGAACACUCCCACCAGAGCUGGCGAGGCUCCCCUAUCUAAAAGUAAUUGACCUCAGUCGCAACUAUCUGAGUGGUACCAUCCCUCCAAAAUGGGGCAGCCUGCCACUAACUAACAUUUCCCUUGGUGGAAACCGUUUGACAGGUUCUAUCCCUAUUGAGCUCGGAAACAUUAGCACCCUGCAAUCCAUCGACAUCAAUGCCAAUAACUUUUCAGGAUCUCUUCCUCAGGAGCUUGGGAAUUUAACCAGCAUAGAAAAACUCCUUCUUGACUCGAACAAUUUUAUUGGGAAGUUGCCCGAAACAUUUGCCAGGCUUACCACAUUGAAGGACUUUCGGGUUGGCGACAGUCACUUUUCUGGGAAGAUACCGGAUUUCAUUCAAAACUGGAAACUUCUUGAAAGAUUACAAAUUCAGGCUAGUGGUUUGACUGGGCCAAUUCCAGGCAACAUCUCUCUUUUGAAGGGAUUAAUUGACCUGAGAAUUACUAACUUGGAUGGACCUGAAGCACCUAUUCCUUCACUUAAUAACUCGAAAAACCUGGACACACUGUGGUUGAGGAAUUGCAAUCUUAUUGGACAACUCCCUACUUAUCUUUCUGAGCUGACAGAGUUGGAGACAUUAGACCUAAGCUUUAACAAACUUACUGGGGAAAUUCCGAGCCCGUUUGUUAAAGAUGAUUUGGAUUACAUAUUCUUAACUGGAAACUUGCUCAAUGGAUCAGUUCCUCAAAAUCUGAAAGGAAGCCACAUUGAUCUUUCAUACAACAAUAUCACCCCUGGGACGAAUGACAUUUGUGAGAAUGGCGGCAAGAACUUAUUUGCAAGCUCGUCAAAGGGAAAUAAUUCAAUUGUUUCAUGUCUAAAUACAUCAUGUCCGGAAGAAUUCUACUCAUUCCAUAUAAACUGUGGUGGAAAUGCAAUAACAGUUACUGAAAGUACCACACACAUACCAUAUGAAUAUGAAGCAGAUCAAGAUCCAGGUGGCCCUUCAAGAUUUUAUAACAGCAAAACCAAUUGGGGUUUUAGCAGCACUGGUUACUUCCCUGAUGAUGGCAUUCAAAAUGACGCCUUUAUUGUGGAUAACGAAACUGCACUCUCUAUGCCUGAUCCUCAACUGUACAUGACUGCACGUGUUUCACCCAUCUCUCUUACUUAUUUUGGGUUUUGCUUGAUGAAUGGAAACUACAGUGUGAAGCUCCAUUUUGUAGAGAUAAUGUUUACAAAUGACAGAACAUAUCAUAGCUUGGGAAGGCGUAUAUUUGAUAUUUACAUUCAGGGGAUACGAGUGGAGAAGGAUUUCAAUAUUGCGGAUGUGGCAGGUGGGACUGGUAAAUUAAUCAACCAAAGCUAUACUGCUUCUGUAACAAAUCAUACCUUGGAAAUUCGUUUCUUCUGGAAUGGGAAAGGAACACAAUCUAUCCCUGCUAGAGGAGUCUAUGGUCCUCUUAUAUCCGCCAUUUCUGUAUACCCAGCUGAUCCAAAUUUUAAACCCCCGAAAAAAGACUCGCCAGGAGGGGGGAUAUCCGCAGGUGAAGUUGUUGGAAUUGUGGCUGGAGGAGUCUUCAUAAUAUUAUUGAUUUUAGGUAUUCUGUGGUGGAAGGGCUUCAUAGGACCAGCAAAUACUUUGGAACAAGAUUUGAAGGGUGUGGACUUGCAGACCGGCAAAUUUACCUUGAGGCAAAUCAAAACUGCCACCAACAACUUUGACAAAGCGAACCAGAUUGGAGAAGGUGGUUUUGGUCCUGUUUACAAGGGCGUUCUAUCAGACAACACUGAAAUUGCUGUUAAGAAGCUUUCAGCCAAAUCGAAGCAAGGGAACCGUGAAUUUGUGAAUGAGAUAGGCAUGAUUUCUGCUCUGCAACACCCUCACCUUGUCAAGCUUUAUGGAUGCUGCAUUGAAGGAAAUAACUUGUUGCUUGUCUACGAGUACAUGGAAAACAAUAGUGUCGCUCGUGCUCUGUUUGGUAAAGAAAGUCAGUUGAAUUUGGACUGGCCAACAAGGCAUAGGAUUUGUGUUGGUAUAGCCAGAGGUUUGGCUUACCUCCAUGAGGAAUCAAGGUUGAAGAUCGUUCAUAGAGACAUCAAAGCUACUAAUGUGCUACUUGAUAAAAAUCUUUUCCCAAAGAUAUCUGACUUUGGAUUGGCCAAGCUUGAUGAAGAGGAUAAUACCCACAUAAGCACUCGGAUUGCUGGAACUUUUGGUUAUAUGGCACCUGAAUAUGCGAUGCGAGGUUAUCUAACUGAUAAAGCAGAUGUCUAUAGUUUCGGAAUUGUUGUAUUGGAAAUGGUCAGUGGAAGGUGCAAUACAACUUAUCGCUCAAAGGAAGAAUGCUUUUAUCUUCUUGAUUGGGCACUUCUUCUAAAAGAGAGAGCAAGUUUGUUGGACCUAGUGGAUCCAAGGUUGGGCUCGUUUAACAAAGACCAGAUGAUUACUACAAUCAAUGUUGCUCUCCUUUGUGCUAAUGUUUCUUCAGCCGUUAGGCCCUCCAUGUCUUCAGUGGUGAGCAUGCUUGAAGGUAGAGCUUCUGUUCAGGAGGUGGUCUUUGAUCCAAAUGCCUCAAUUAAGGAAAUCAAUGCGAUGAGGAAACAUUUUCAGUCAAACAUAUUUGAAGAAAACAAUGGUGACUCUGAGAGUCAGAGAGAAACUAUGUCAAUUGAAAAAUCAUGGACUGCUUCAUCUACAUCUGCUCAAGACCUCUAUCCGGUCCUCCCUGAUUCAUAUUAUUGGGAGAAUAGAAAUUAGAGAAUCCGAGCAAAUUGGUCUCCUUUUAUCAUUAUACUUCUAUAAACUGUUGCUACU
Molecule: messenger RNA, 6108 nt
Organism: Fragaria vesca subsp. vesca
Lineage: Eukaryota; Viridiplantae; Streptophyta; Magnoliopsida; Rosales; Rosaceae
Product: probable leucine-rich repeat receptor-like serine/threonine-protein kinase At3g14840-like
Exons: 47
Coding region: 112-6051 (1979 amino acids)
Biological process (GO): protein phosphorylation
Molecular function (GO): protein kinase activity; protein binding; ATP binding
Source: RefSeq, a predicted model, not a curated record